Messenger RNA from Musa acuminata AAA Group (dessert banana), 3412 nucleotides. Its product is annotated as alpha-amylase isozyme 3C-like. NCBI's taxonomy places the organism in Eukaryota, Viridiplantae, Streptophyta, Magnoliopsida, Zingiberales, Musaceae. Bases 2029 to 3279 code for a protein of 416 amino acids. The transcript has 4 exons. The record is from RefSeq and is a predicted model, not a curated record. Gene Ontology annotation, molecular function: alpha-amylase activity; calcium ion binding. Gene Ontology annotation, biological process: carbohydrate metabolic process.
UGUUUCUGUGCAUUGGAAUGCAUAAUGUUUUUUAAAGAUGAUUUAUUAAACUAGAUAAUCUAGCAUGGAUGAGUAGUAUGCAAGCUUGAUGGUAGCAACCGUAGCAUUUGGAAAUUCAGAAGUUUAGAGUUUACCGUUAUACCAAGGUAAGAUUGCUUCUUUACAACUUGGAAGACUAGGGUUAGAGUCAUGGAAACAACUUAUUUAAAUAUUUAAAAGUAAGACUACGUACAUUGACCCUCCCUAGACCCGUAUUGGAGGCUUCAUAUUUAAAGAUAAGGUUACAUACAUUGAUCUUCCCUAGACCCCUCAAUGGCGAGUUGUUAGUCGGUAAUCAAUCUGGAGCGACUUGGGCGAGGACUGGGCCGGCGAGUCGCCAAUCGAGAAUCGAUCUGGAGUGACUCGGGCGAGGACUGGGAUAUGCAUGUGAUGCACAUGUGGAGUGGAAUCAUUUGUAAAGCAAGAAAUGACUAGGAGCAAUUCAUAUCUUAUCAAUGUUACUAUGCGAUGCAAAUAGUUGUGGAUUUUUGGCCCACAAAUCAUCUCUAGUGUCGACCAAAAGAAAAAAUAACUCAUAUCUUUACGUCAGGUAGAGAUGCAUGCAUGCAUGCAUUUGAAAUUUGGCUUUCAGAUGCAUGCAUUCAAUUCUAACACUCAUUUGGCUUUCAGAUGCAUGCAUUCAAUUCUAGCACUCAAAAGAAGAGACUAUGAUUAAUCAUACCAAUUGUAAACCAAAAAAAAGGAAAUACUCUGAUUAUUGCGAAGAAUUUGCAUUUAUUCGAAAUUAUUUUAAGAGGAGAUGUUAGUGUAUUGUUGGAAUAAGCUAACACUAAUCUUCAUUAACGAAUCAAAAGGGAAGCUUUCCGUAAGUACGUGCAUGCAUGCAUAAGGUUGAUUGACACCAUGCAAUAUACUAAUCGUUUUACUUGAGAGAAAAAAAGGGGAGGGAUUAAAUAACAUGGUUUAUGUCUCCUCUCAGAUGGCCUCAUCGAUGCCAAUGAUCAAAGUAAUAAUGCAUCUCAAUAUCGCGUUCGAUUUCUUCAUUAUUGAAUGCACCAACACUCAAACAUUAUGAAUCUUAUCUAUACCUCUCUCUUACAACUCAUGCUUCAUCGUAUAUACACAACUUAAUUUGUCUCGGACCCAAUUUCCCAGUCAAGAUGAAAAGGAGUUGUCAGCAAAGAUGCUCGACUGCACAUAUUAUUUUGUCAUGAAACAAUGGAAAGGGAUAGGAGAAACGUGCAUGUAACAACAUCUGAGAGGAGCACAAAAUAAUCACAUAAAAGUGGAGGGAACGGGCGCCACCCAGCCCGUUGACCCAUGAAACCAAGCUGGUUUUGGAGGCAAUCAUUGAAGAACUGAGUCGAACGAGGAGGAGGAACUCGAUGUUCCUCCCAUCAAAUGUAUGGAAGUGGAACGUCGGUGGUGUGGUUGUUGACUAGAACGAGAAAGAGGAGGAGAAGCUUAAAAGAGAUAUAGUUAACGGCGUUUCUUUUAAUUGUGCAUUUAGCUAGAUCCAAACAGAAGAGCGGAUCAGCUCAUGUCUGCUGGAUCUCGAUCCGUAACCAUCGAAUGAAAUGAUCCGACCCGUUUAAUUUGACUGGCGGAAUUAUGGGUCGAGUAUACAGACCCGCUAGCAAGUCGGGUCGGAUCUAAACACAACUUUAAACGUUUUAGGGGGGCUGAGGCAGUGAAUAAGGUUUCUGUGAAAUAUUUAGCUUGUUUGGGGAUCUAAACACAACUUUUAACGAUUAGUUGGUCUUCAUACUUGUGUCAUUAUCCUAAAUUAGGUUUGCUGUGAAAUAUUUAGCUUGUUUGGGGAAACAAUCAAAGAUCAUCAUACGAGGUUGUUUCUCGUUUGAGAGAUGCAUUGCGUGUGCUUGAGCUGUCCGAGAUGUCUAGGGUUUGAUAUGUUUUUGUGGUGUAUGGUGACUUGUUAUUUUGUUUCUUUUCAUGUAGAUAUCUGUUUAUAAUUCGUUUGCAUCCUCUUUUUUUUCAGAUCUGAAAGUGAAAUCACUUGGUCCUUGGAUGUUUCUGCUUCUGUUUCUUGUCGUUCCGAACUUGGCUCAGUCCCAGAUACUCUUCCAGGGCUUCAACUGGGAGUCGUGGAGGCAACAAGGCGGUUGGUAUAACUUCUUGAAAGACAAAGUCUCUGAUAUAGCCAACGCUGGAGUCACCCACGUCUGGCUGCCUCCGCCCUCGCACUCUGUCGGCGUUCAAGGUUACAUGCCGGGGCGGCUCUACGACUUGGGUGCUUCCAAGUAUGGGAAUCAGGAUGAGUUGAAGGCGCUGAUCGGCGCUUUCCACGACAAGGGAGUCAAAUGCGUGGCCGACAUCGUCAUCAACCAUCGUUGCGCAGACAAGCAAGACGGGAGAGGCAUAUGGUGCAUCUUCGAAGGCGGAACCGAUGAUGCCCGCCUCGACUGGGGUCCACACAUGAUCUGUAGGGACGACACACAGUACUCCGACGGCACCGGCAACCUCGACACCGGCGAGGGCUUCGCGGCGGCUCCCGACAUCGACCACCUCAACACGCAGGUCCAGCGUGAGCUCACGGACUGGCUGAAUUGGCUCAAGACUGACAUCGGCUUCGACGGGUGGAGGCUUGACUUUGCCAAGGGUUACUCCUCAAGCAUCGCCAAGAUCUACGUCGAACAGACGCAGCCAAACUUCGUGGUGGCUGAGAUCUGGAAUUCAUUAGCUUACGGAAACGAUGGGAAGCCAGCAUACGAUCAGAACGGCAACCGCCAAGGGCUGGUUAAUUGGGUUCAGCAGGUCGGAGGCCCAGCGACGGCCUUCGAUUUCACCACAAAGGGAAUACUACAAGCUGCCGUGGAAGGUGAACUGUGGAGGAUGCGUGAUCCCCAGGGGAAGGCGCCCGGCAUGAUGGGGUGGUGGCCGGAGAAGGCUGUCACCUUCGUCGACAACCACGAUACCGGUUCGACGCAAAGGUUGUGGCCUUUUCCUUCUGAUAAGGUCAUGCAAGGCUACGCUUAUAUACUCACGCAUCCGGGAGUCCCUUCCAUCUUCUACGACCACAUGUUCGACUGGGGAUUGAAGGAGAAGAUAACUCGGUUGGCUAAAACCAGAACACGAAAUGGAAUUCAUUCGGGUAGCGCUCUCAACAUUCUGGCCUCUGAUGCUGACCUCUACAUGGCAAUGAUCGAUGGGAAGAUAUUGACAAAGCUAGGCUCGAGAUACGACGUGGGGAAUCUCGUUCCUUCCAACUUCCACGUCGUUGCCUCUGGCAAUGACUACUGCGUGUGGGAGAAGAGAUGAAGAUGAUGAUGAAUCAUGGAAGAGACUUUUCGCUUUCUCGUAUGUGUUGUAAGUAAGAAAAAAAUAUCGUGUUCCCACAUGUACAUUUAUCCAUCCUGCUUGAGAAAAGUUAUAGAAAUGCUAUUUUAUAUAA